Cuscuta europaea is the source of this 631-nucleotide messenger RNA. Lineage: Eukaryota; Viridiplantae; Streptophyta; Magnoliopsida; Solanales; Convolvulaceae. The record is from the annotation of a GenBank genome assembly.
UCUUGUACUAUAAAUACCUAGCAUAUAAUCCCUAUGCUUUGCAAUACAACACAUUUAGGAAUAUAUAGCAAAAGAUAUGAUGAAGUUGAACUCUAUUUGCGUGUUUGUGUUUGCUCUUUUUCUUGUCAUCUCAGCCUUCGCCGCUGAUACAUCUCAAGAUGAGAAGAACAAGGAAUUUGUAAAUUCCAAAGCAAACCAGGGGACAGCAGAACCGGAAGGCUAUGGCUAUGGAUCUGGCGGAAAAGGCGGGUAUAACUACGGUUGGGGAGGACAUGGUGGUGGCGGUGGCGGGGGUGGGGGAGGACAUGGUGGCGGCGGUGGCGGUUGGAGUGGAGGAGGUGGCGGAUGCAAGCAUGGUUGCUGUGGACACGGAUACGGAGGGGGGUGCAAGUCUUGUUGCCACAGCGCUGAAGAAGCAAUGUCCUACCUGAAGAAUAUCCAAGAUGCCCAGCAGCCUUGAGCUCUACGUAUAUUAUGUUCUUAGGGUUACGUUUAUUAUAUACAGAAUAUAGUGUGUCGUGUAUACUUAUAAACUGUGAUGUUGCAUGUAAGCUACAACCCUUGUAGCUCUAAUAAGUAUAUUCAUAAUAAGACGGAGUAAUAAUAAUAACAAUAAUGGUUUGCUUGCUUA